This is a messenger RNA of Penicillium odoratum, 768 nucleotides long. RefSeq lists its product as uncharacterized. The record is from RefSeq and is a predicted model, not a curated record. NCBI's taxonomy places the organism in Eukaryota, Fungi, Ascomycota, Eurotiomycetes, Eurotiales, Aspergillaceae. Bases 1 to 768 code for a protein of 255 amino acids. The transcript is spliced from 3 exons.
AUGUCUUCCACCGAAAACCCGGUAUUAGGGGCGCCCAAAGACCACGAGUCAUCCACUUCUCCGCAGGAGUCCCAACCGCAACAAUCCCAACCAGAAUCCUCCCUCACCGCUGAAAACCUCGUCGCUGAAUCAGUCUCAUCUACCAUUCCAUCAAACCAAGCCCAGCCAGACGAUGCGCCCGCCGUAAGCCACCCGGUAACUGGUGGCGAAACUACCACCCCCGUAGAGGCGACGGCCACCAUACCGGGCGAACAGCCAGCGACCGUGAUCGCGCAGUCUCAGAGUACGGACGCUGAGGAGCUGAAGCCUGGUGCGGAGCUCUCGUCGGAGCAGGAGGAAGUCGAGGGGAAGGAGAGUGAUGGGCCUUCGUUGGACAUUACCUUGCUCUUGACAACGGGAUCACGACACCCGUUUACGAUCGAUGGUCAAUAUCUGCAGAAGCGGUCUGUUAACGUGGAGAACUACGAUCCGUUCGCGAUGAGCGUAUACACCCUGAAGGAAUUGAUCUGGCGAGAGUGGCGAUCUGAUUGGGAAACUCGUCCCUCAUCUCCGAGUUCAAUUCGUCUGAUUUCUUUUGGAAAAUUGUUGGAUGACAAGUCGCCUCUCUCUGAAUCAAAAUUCAACCACGAUGCUCCUAAUGUCGUACAUAUGACUGUCAAGCCACAGGAGGUGGUCGAUGAAGAGGACGCCAAGGGUGCAAAGGCGCAGUACAGCCGGGAACGCGACAGUAACGAGCGCAGCCCUGGCUGCCGCUGCGUGAUUCUAUAG